AUGAAGGUCACAGGUGUGGUAUUGCUGGCGUCGCUAGCGGCUGCCGACGUCGCCAGUUUCUACGACAAAUGGUCCAGCAGCGAUCUACAACAGUACCUCAAAGACAGCAAGCAAGCACUACAGGAAACUGGAGAGCAAAAUUUGGACGCGCUGAAAAAGCAAGCGCAGGACGUCUGGAACAGGCAGACGCAGCCCACGCCGUGGUGGAAGUUCUGGGAGCGCAAGACCAAGCUCGCAGACUUCACCAGCAACCAGGAACCCAUCUCCGAGUGGUUCUUCGACAGCUGGUCCGCCAAGGACUUGCGGAAGCUCCUCAGCAAGAACAAGGUGAAGUUCGACGUGGAGGCGUCGCGUGACGAGCUAGCGCAGGCGGCCAAGAAGAACUUCAACAGCAUCUCUUCCAAGCUGGGGGCCUCGGGUCUCUACCCCUCCGAGUCCUACUUCCAGAACUGGGACGAGUACGACCUGACGUCCUGGCUAGAUGAGUACAAGGUGCCUUAUGACAAGGCGCACGCAAAGAAGGACGAACUGCUAUCCAAGGUCCGUGAAAACAUUUACGACGCCUCCCGCUACGUUGACGACGAGCGUCUUAACCUUCUGGAACAGCUAGAUUUUGCCAACCAGCAGAUAUCCAGCAAGGCCGGAAAGGUCAAGGACGAGGUCUUCAACUCUUGGUCGACCAAGGAGUUGGGCGAGUGGCUGCGCAGUCACAAGGUGAAGUUGGAGGACAAAGCCUCGCAUGACCGCAAAUACCUCUUGAACGUUGCUCAGAAGAACAAGAAACUUUUGAAGGAUGAUGCUCAAUGGUACCUGGAAACUGCGCAAAAGAAGGCUAGCCCUUUCUUCGGCAAAACGGAGGAGGCUGCCGCUUCCAUUUGGGACCAGACCAUCGGCAAGUUCAAAAACUGGAAAGACUACCUAUACCACGACGACAAUGUGAUCAAUGACACGUUUUUGAUUGGUGUGGAGUCUUGGCCAAAGAAGAGAUUGCGCUCUUUCUUGGAUGCCCGCGGCGUGUCAUACUCAGUCUUCAGCACUCGCGCCAGUCUCCUCGAUCUUGUGAAACAACACCGCAACAAACCAGUGAACAACUUGACCGAGUCCCCUGCUGUGGCCGACUUUUUCGACGGGUGGUCUUUUGAGAACCUCAAGGAAUGGGUCAAGGACAAGAAUGAUGACAUCACUUCCUCUGGCGUUUACAAGUCAGCCAGUAACAAAGUUAGCGAGAUUAUGGGCCACGCUCAGAAGAAGGGGGGUGAAGCCGCUGACUACGCAAUGGACAAAGGCAAUAACGCCGCCGAGCAUGCUAGCAAAGUCGCUAAAGAGAAGGGGUCUGACGCUCUUGAGUACGCGAAAGACAAAGGUUCCGAUGCAGCUGACUACGCUAAGGUGAAGGGUUCUGAUGCUGCCGAAUAUGCCAAGGACAGGGGCUCAAGCGCUGCAGAAUACGUUCAAGAGAAGGGAUCCGAAGCCGCCACUCAAGCUAGCAAGGUUGCCAAGAAAAAAGGAGCCGAGGCUUCUAAGCUCGCCAAAGAGAAGGGCAAAGAUGCUAAGGAGUAUGCAAUGGAGAAGGGCUCAGACGCUACUGACUAUGCCAAGUCAAAGGGUUCUGAUGCCGCGGAGUACGCCAAGGAAAAGGGCGCUGACGCCGCUGAAUAUGCCAAGGAAAAGGGCGCUGACGCCGCUGAAUAUGCUAAGGAGAAGGGCGCUGACACCGCAGAGUAUGCUAAGGAGAAGGGUGCUGACGCUGCAGACUACGCCAAAGACAAGAGCUACAGCGCCGCAGGAUAUGCCAAAGAGAAGACUUCCGAUGCUGCCGCUUACGCCAAAGAAAAAGGCGCUGACGCUGCAGCAGCUGCACAAGCCAAGGGCUCCGAGCUCUCUGAUGCCGUAGCGGACAAGGCAGACGAAUGGUAUAGACUAUUCAGCUCUUGGUCAAUGGACGACCUAAAGGGCUAUGCUAAAUCCUUUGGUAUCAGAACUGGCCCAACUACUACCAGAGAGAAGCUUGUCCACCAGGUCAAAGAGAACACACAGUGGUUUUUCGGCAUGAAACAGGACCCUAUGUACAAAAAGGUGCCAAAGAAGGUCAAGCAGGCCAUGUCCAACGUUGUUUUCCGCAACUGA
This is a messenger RNA of Lachancea thermotolerans CBS 6340, 2127 nucleotides long. RefSeq names its product double-strand break repair enhancer MSC1 (gene MSC1). The record is from RefSeq and is a predicted model, not a curated record. The transcript has a single exon. The coding region runs from base 1 to 2127 and encodes 708 amino acids. NCBI's taxonomy places the organism in Eukaryota, Fungi, Ascomycota, Saccharomycetes, Saccharomycetales, Saccharomycetaceae.